UGGCAGAACUUGUGCACAAACUCCAUAACCGUCGUUCUCUAAGAAUGAAAUAAGUUUAAGGAACCUAGACAGAACAGGAAAUUUCAUCGAAACACAAAAGAAUAAUAUUUCGAUCAUCAUUACUGGUUCAUUCGUCAUUCAUUCGUUCGUCAUUCGUCAUUCUUGGAAUCUCAAUUUGUUUACAAAUAGUUUUCCCCUUAGUCUGACACCGUUAGAACCAAAAAAUCACGUUGGAUUGCCACUCCCAGAUACUUCAGUGAAAAUGGCAAACCUUCGGUUUGCAUCAGUGUUAGCCUUCAUGAUUGUAUUUAUAGUCUGUGUACAAAAUGCUGAUGGCUAUAAAAUGUGCAAAAGAAAAAGUAUAUUUGGAGUCAAAAGCUAUUUUACCUGCCCAGAACCAGGACAAACUCCUGACAUGGUGUUCUGUUGUGGAGAUGAUGAUGACCUUGGAGGGGAAUUUUGCUGCCGAGGACUUACUAUAGACAAUGCCCUGAGGAACCCUUUGAAAAGUAUUGGUUCCAUAAUUGCUACUGUCGCUGGAGUUAUUGGUUUCGUGAUCAUUCUCCUUGUAAUAUGCUGCUGCAUCUGUCCCUGUUGCAUUCUUUAUAAGCGAAGAACAGGUGGAACUGUUUACCGAUCCACUGCAAUACCAAAUUCAACAGGGCCUUCUAAUGUUAAUGUCACAGUCGUUCCUGCUCCUGGCGCAGGAAUGGCACAAGGCCCCCCUUCUGUAGGAUUUACAGCCCAACCGGGUGGCAAUCAAGGAACUGGGUAUCCGAUGCAACCGAAUUAUGCACCCCAACCUGGCUAUCCCAUGCAGCCUAACUAUCCAACACAACCUGGUUAUCCUCCUCAGCCUGGUUAUCCUCCCCAACCGGGCUAUCCGUCCUAUCCACAAAAUGCUGGUCCAGCUAACCAAACACAAUUUGGUCAUCCUCAACCAGGGUACUAUUCAGAUCAGCCGCCCCCAUAUCCUGGGUCUCAAGACGCAUAUCAAAAACAGGCUGCUUAUAAUCCUGGAUAUUAAUUUCAAUUUUGUUUUGGGUUAGCGUUGUUUUAAGGGUAUUACUCUAUUCUAGAUUGGUUACACUGUAACUGCACGAUUCAAGGAAACCCUUUUUUUUUUCUCUCUAACGUGUACAUUACUGAGUCUCGAAAGAAUCUCCUUUUUGUUGUGCGAAUUUUUUUUCUGCCGUUGUAACUUCCAUUAUUCGACAUUUCUCUUUUCCUGCCCUUUUCUCGCUUUAUUCUGGUGUUUCAAAGUGACCAUUUCAGGUUUCCUUGUUUCAUGUGAUGUCUAUACAAGAUUUCGCGUAUAAAUUUGUUACCAAUUUCG
Daphnia carinata is the source of this 1336-nucleotide messenger RNA. Its product is annotated as protein shisa-5-like. The record is from RefSeq and is a predicted model, not a curated record. The coding region runs from base 263 to 1027 and encodes 254 amino acids. NCBI's taxonomy places the organism in Eukaryota, Metazoa, Arthropoda, Branchiopoda, Diplostraca, Daphniidae. The transcript has 7 exons.